AUGGCUGCCCAGGUACCAUAUGGCAGUUUGCCGCAUCUCGAUUUUGCUGCCAUUGCAAGCAUCAGAACUCUUGAUGUGCUGCCCGAGCUUUGCUUAUUGCUUACAAAACGCCUCCACUCGGAAUACCACAUGGGGUUCGGUUUCCAGCCAUAUAGGACUUCAAGUCCCAUCCUACGCAGAAACCAUAAAAGAAAAGGGCGAUGGGACGAGCAAGGAUCUCCUUUUGCCGUAAAGCGAGAAAGUCACCAUCAGGAACCUCGCAGCCUGCCACAAGGCCUGAUUGGAUGCAAUGUGAACCGGGCGCUGUAUGAUUGGACAGGUCAUCAUUUCUUUCUAAGGUAG
Messenger RNA from Pyricularia pennisetigena, 342 nucleotides. RefSeq lists its product as uncharacterized. Lineage: Eukaryota; Fungi; Ascomycota; Sordariomycetes; Magnaporthales; Pyriculariaceae. Bases 1 to 342 code for a protein of 113 amino acids. The record is from RefSeq and is a predicted model, not a curated record. The transcript is spliced from 2 exons.